This is a messenger RNA of Cucumis melo (muskmelon), 2456 nucleotides long. RefSeq names its product cactin. The record is from RefSeq and is a predicted model, not a curated record. The transcript has 13 exons. Gene Ontology annotation, biological process: mRNA cis splicing, via spliceosome. Gene Ontology annotation, molecular function: protein binding. Gene Ontology annotation, cellular component: cytoplasm; spliceosomal complex. Bases 191 to 2239 code for a protein of 682 amino acids. NCBI's taxonomy places the organism in Eukaryota, Viridiplantae, Streptophyta, Magnoliopsida, Cucurbitales, Cucurbitaceae.
AUGGGGUUCGGUUGUUGUAAAAAAAUCGCGGGUUAGAUAGAUUGGAAAAUGGUACCCUAGCUGGAGCUCCAACUCUCCCAUCAAAUUCUCUCCGGUCGGUAUUUACAUCACGAAGGAAUUUGACUAACCACCAUUGCAGCUUCCUCCGUUAAUCGACCGGCGACGUGCAGCAAUUGAAUUUCUUCCAAGUAUGGGUACCCAUGGCCGAAGCAGUGAGAAGAAAAGAGAGAAGACAUCAUCUUCUCGGAAACGCAGCAGAAGAAGGUCCGACGACUCUGAAUCUGAUUCCGACGACUCCGAUAGUCGGGAUUCAUCUCCUGUAACGAGGUCCGGGAAGCGCAGGGAAAAACGCGAUGCUAGUAGAAACAGCCACCGGAGUCGGCGACGGAGCUCCUCACGUGGGCGGGAUUCUGGUGAUGAUAGUUCGAAUGAUAGUUAUGACAGUGAUGAUGGGGGUCGUAAGAAGAGUAAGUCUUUGAGGAAAGUUACCGAAGAGGAAAUUAGCGAAUACUUGGCCAAGAAAGCGCAGAAAAAGGCCUUGCGAGUUGCGAAGAAAUUGAAGUCACAGACGGUUUCUGGUUAUUCUAACGAUUCGAAUCCAUUUGGCGACUCGAAUCUGAAUGAAAAAUUUGUUUGGCGGAAGAAAAUUGAGCGUGAUGUUACUCAAGGCGUGUCACUUGAUGCCUUUUCAGUGAAGGCUGAAAAAAAAAGACAGAGAGAAAGAAUGGCAGAGAUUGAAAAGGUGAAGAAAAGGAGGGAGGAAAGGGCUCUUGAGAAAGCACAACAUGAGGAAGAAAUGGCAUUGCUAGCUCGAGAACGUGCUCGUGCUGAAUUUCAGGACUGGGAGAAAAAGGAAGAAGAGUUUCAUUUUGAUCAAAGCAAAGUCAGAUCUGAGAUAAGAGUUCGUGAUGGGCGUUCAAAACCUAUAGAUGUUCUGUCCAAGCAACUGAAUGGGUCAGAUGACUUUGAUAUAGUAAUCAACGAGCCAUACACUGUAUUCAAGGGAUUGACUGUGAAAGAAAUGGAAGAGCUUCGUGAUGACAUCAAAAUGCAUCUUGAUAUGGACAGGGCAACGCCUACACAUAUCGAGUAUUGGGAGGCACUUCUGGUGGUUUGUGAUUGGGAACUAGCUGAAGCUCGAAAGAAGGAUGCUCUUGAUAGAGCCAGAGUUCGUGGUGAGGAGCCUCCUCCUGAGUUGCUUGCAGAAGAAAGGGGCCUGCAUUCUAGCAUUGAAACAGAUGUCAAAAAUCUACUGGAAGGGAAGACAUAUGGUGAAUUGGAGGCAUUACAAUCUCAAAUUGAGUCACAGAUGCGAUCUGGAACAGCAAAGGUGGUUGAAUACUGGGAGGCUGUCCUAAAGCGCCUUCAUAUAUACAAGGCCAAGGCUUGCUUGAAGGAAAUUCAUACGAAAAAACUGCAUGAGCAUCUUGUGCGUCUUGAGGAACCUUUGGAGGAUGAUGAAGAACAUCUGGAGCAAGAAGUCAAGAUGGGAACCGAUUAUUCUAUACAAGUGAAAGCUGAUGAUGAUGAGCAUGAUAUUGAAGAACCCCAAACAUAUUCACCCGAUCUCCUCGUGGAAGAAUAUAAUGAAGAGGCAGGAUCGUUUUCACCAGAACUUAUGCAUGGUGAUGAGGAUGAAGAGGCAGUGGAUCCCGAGGAGGAUAGGGCCAUACUGGAACGCAAGCGUAUUGCUGUCUUAGAAGAACAGCAGAGACGGGUGCAAGAAGCAAUGGCUACAAAACCUGCUCCAGUAGAGGAUAAUUUCGAACUGAAAGCCUCGAAAGCCAUGGGAGUCAUGGAGGAAGGCGAUGCAGUUUUUGGAUCUGGGGCUGAAGUGAACCUGGACUCACAGGUUUAUUGGUGGCAUGAUAAAUAUCGUCCAAGAAAACCAAAAUACUUCAAUCGGGUUCAUACAGGAUACGAGUGGAACAAGUACAACCAGACUCACUAUGAUCAUGACAAUCCACCUCCAAAGAUUGUGCAAGGAUAUAAGUUUAACAUCUUCUAUCCAGACCUUGUUGACAAGACAAAAGCUCCAACUUACACCAUCGAAAAGGAUGGAAACAGCAGCGAGACAUGUAUCAUAAGGUUCCAUGCAGGGCCACCUUACGAAGAUAUUGCAUUCCGAAUUGUAAACAAAGAAUGGGAAUACUCUCACAAGAAGGGGUUCAAGUGCACAUUUGAGCGUGGAAUUUUGCACGUAUACUUCAACUUUAAACGAUAUCGUUAUCGUAGGUAACAUAAGGCUAGUCAAGGCAGUUAUCACUUACAAUGGAGCAUAUUGCUAUGUUACAAUCUCCUUCAAGGACUCGGCUGUAUCUUCACCAACUAAAUUAAAAGCAAUGGUCGCAAAAUUUUGCUUGAUAUGAGUAAUACAUUUACUAUUCCAAAACAUCAAGCUGUAAAUACACAAUAGUAAGCCCUGAAAAUUUUGAAACGAAUUGCUUCAGCCUUCA